AUGGAUAUUCCUGAACAAUUCCAUGAGCAGCAGGAACAGCGGCAGCAGGCUUUAGGACUUCAGACGGACAACCACCAUGAAGACAUCUUUCCAUUAGAAGGAGCUUCAACGUCUCUAGAACUCAGGAGGGAUGCGGACGCGCCGCCCGAGUCUGGCCAGGGCUGUCCCGUAUGCGGUGACAAAAUAUCGGGGUACCACUACGGCCUUCUCACCUGUGAGAGCUGCAAGGGCUUCUUCAAACGCUCGGUGCAGAACGACAAACGCUACACCUGCGCGGAGGCGCAGAGCUGCCCUAUGAACGUUGCGCAGAGGAAGCGCUGUCCUUUUUGCCGUUUCCAGAAGUGUCUGGCGGUGGGCAUGAAAAAAGAAGCGGUGAGAGCCGACCGCAUGAGAGGCGGACGGAACAAGUUUGGGCCUUUCUACCGGCUGAUGAAAGAACAAAAAGUUUAUCCCCAGUCAAACACCGACCCCUAUAGGGACAAAAUGGAAACGGCGCAAAGGCUCUGGCCUGCCGCCACUAAUUACUGUCCGCUUAUGUGCAACCACAUGAGCACCACCCACUCUCAGAAUGCUUUCCAUCCGUCGCCAGUGUAUCCAUCUGGAACGGCGUUCUUGCCUUCAGACGAUAGGGUGGUCCCUCCGCUGCCGUUUCCCCACGCCGGAACGCAUCACCAAGCGUUCCCCGGUUACCACCCGGAGGAAAUGCCAACGCCCCUGAGCUCUGGUCCUCACUACCAACCCUUGCACAGAACCCCAAGCAGCCCCUACAUGUUAAGAACGCCCUCGCCGUGCUCGAGCAUCCCGCCCACGCCGCCGCCUUCAGGCCCGCUCGGUUCCCCGGCAGCCUGCGCCGCGCACUCGUCAUCCGAUUUUCUGGCUCAGCUCCUGGAAGGGGAGCCGGACGAGAGCCAGCUGUGCGCCAAAGUGGUGGCCAGUCUGCAGAGGGAACAGGCCAACCGGGGUAAACACGACUGCCUCAACACGUUCAGCAUCAUGUGCAAAAUGGCCGACCAGACCCUCUUCGGUCUGGUGGAGUGGGCCAGGAACAGCUCGCUUUUCAAGGAGCUCAAGGUAGAGGACCAGAUGGUUCUCCUGCAGAGUUGCUGGAGUGAGCUACUGGUCCUGGACCACCUCUGCAGACAGGUAACCUAUGGAAAACUUGGUUGCAUAUACCUGGUCAUGGGACAGCAGAUCGAGAUGUCAACAAUCAUAUCUCAGGCGGGAGCCAAACUGAGCAGUUUGGUCACCAGGACGCAAGAUUUGGUGUCGAAACUGAAGGCGCUACAGUUUGACAGGCAUGAGUUUGUCUGUCUCAAAUAUUUGGUGCUUUUUAACCCUGAUGUGAAGUCGGUGCAGAGUCGGCGGCAAGUGGAGCACACGCAGGAGAGAGUGAACCGGGCGUUGAUGGAGCACACCCAGCGGACUCACCCGGGACACUCGGACAAAUUCGGCCAAUUGCUACUGAGGUUGCCCGAAGUCCGCAGCAUCAGUCUGCAGGUGGAGGAGUAUUUAUACCAGCGCCACCUUCUGGGCGAUCUGCCCUGUAACUCUCUUCUCACCGAGAUGCUGCACACCAAACACAGUUAA
Molecule: messenger RNA, 1587 nt
Organism: Nerophis lumbriciformis (worm pipefish)
Lineage: Eukaryota; Metazoa; Chordata; Actinopteri; Syngnathiformes; Syngnathidae
Source: RefSeq, a predicted model, not a curated record